AUGAUGGAGGUCGAGUCCUCCUACUCGGACUUCAUCUCCUGUGACCGAACAGGCCGUCGGAACGCAGUGCCUGACAUCCAGGGAGACUCCGAGGCUGUGAGCGUGAGGAAGCUGGCUGGAGACAUGGGCGAGCUGACUCUCGAGGGGGCAGAAGGGCAGGCAGAAGCGAGCAGCCCAGACAAGGCGGCGAGCACCCAGCCUGAGAGCAGUGAGGGGACCACCUCGUCCUGA
Molecule: messenger RNA, 231 nt
Organism: Trichechus manatus latirostris (Florida manatee)
Lineage: Eukaryota; Metazoa; Chordata; Mammalia; Sirenia; Trichechidae
Gene: PKIG
Product: cAMP-dependent protein kinase inhibitor gamma
Exons: 2
Coding region: 1-231 (76 amino acids)
Biological process (GO): negative regulation of cAMP-dependent protein kinase activity
Cellular component (GO): cytoplasm; nucleus
Molecular function (GO): cAMP-dependent protein kinase inhibitor activity
Source: RefSeq, a predicted model, not a curated record